UUUCAAUUUUCGCGCCAUUUUUCAAUUUUUUCAAUUUUUUUCCCUCUUUUUUUUUUUUUUUUGUUUCCCAACUUGUUUUCUUUCAACCAUCAACCAAAAGUUGACAUUCCCCGAAACGAUGGCCAAGCGCGGAGCACCUUCAUCAUCAUCCUCGAGCUCGAGUGCGCCUGCGGUCGCGAGCAACGCCGGCGUGAUGGCUGCAAUGCCGUUUGCGAUGAACGCCGGCUACACCAACCUCAACGCGUACCAGGCUGCGAUUCUGGCGCAGCAGCAGCAGCAGCUCCAGCACCAGCACCAGCAGCUCCACCAGCACCAGCAGGCGCAGCAGCAGGCGCAGCAGCAGGCGCAGCAGCAGCAGCAGCUCCAGCACCAGCAUGCCGCCUCGCUGCAGGCCCACCAGGCUCACCAGGCUCACCACGCCCAGGCCCACCAUCACCAGGCCCAGCUCCAGGCUCAGGCCGCCGCGCUCCAGGCUCAGGCCGGACAGCAGGUCAAGCGAGGCCGAGGCCGCCCGCGCAAGAUCAUUGAUCCGAACGCGCCCAAGACCGCGGCGUCGACCAAGACCACCAAGGAUGGGAAGCCUGCAAAGCCCAAGCCACCGCCGAUCUAUGGCCCGGACGGCGUCGAGAUCAAGCGUGGACGAGGCAGGCCGCGCAAGGACGACUCGCAGAAUGGAGCGUCGGCGCCGGUCGUCCACCUCAAUCCGGACGGCACCAAGCGAGGCCGCGGGCGCCCGCACAAGGACGGAUCGGCUGCUCAGCCGUCGUCAGCCGCGAGUGGAUCCAGCAAGCCCGCUGCGGCCACGAGCGCCAAGGGUAUGGCUGCGUUGGCUUCGUCCAGUGCCUCGGCUGCCGCCACCGCUGCCGCUCUGGCUGCCGCGGCUGCUGCCAUCAACGGAUCGGGCAAGGGCCCCGCCGCGCUGAACGCCAAGAAGGGCUCGGCUGCUGCUGCUGCCGCUGCGGCGGCUGCGGCUGCUGCGGUAGUUGCUGCCUCUGAGAAGAAGGGCCGCGGCCGCCCAAAGAAAAACCCGGGCGCCCUGACGGACAACGCCAAGGCCGCUCCCGCUGGCAAGGCUGCAAAGCUCUCGGCCGCUGAUGCUGCGCUUGCCGCCGCUGCUGCCGCCAAGGCCGCCAAGCUUGCGCCCAAGUCCAAGGCCGCUGCUGCCGAAGCUUCGAAAGCGGCUGCUGCUGCUGCUGCCGCCGCCGCCGCUGCCCUUGCCUCCAAAAAGCCCGCCAAGCCUGCCUCGAAGGGCGCUGCUGGCUCUACCCAGGCUGCUGCUGCCGCCGCUGCUGCCCGUCCCAAGAAGGCUGCGUCGUCCAACAUGUCUCCUGGUGAGCAGACGCUCAUCCAGACGCUGCUGAAAAAGUCGGUCGACGAGCUCAAGGACUCGCUCCGCCACAACCAUCAGUUGCUCACUGGCAGCAAGAGUGAUCUUGCGGCGCGUGUUGCCGAUGGCAUGCUGCGUGGCGCACUGCCUAAAUGCCCGAGCUGCAACCACGGUCAACUCCAUCUCUCGUCGCAGGGAUCCGUGUACUGCCGAGGGUAUUUUGUCGAGGAUACUGACUUCCACCGAUGCGACUUUGUCGCAGAUUCCGUUCCGCGCCUGCCCUGGCAAACCAAGUAGUCGGGUGUGACUGCCUCAAAAAAAAAAAACAAAAAAAAAAACGAUUGUUCUGCUCCCGUCGGCUCGUCUUACUCCGGCCCCAAUCCUUCUGUCGGGUGUUCGCUCUGGUGCUGAGCUGUUUCCGCCUUCUCUUCAGCUCGCCACUCUCGCUCUCGUAUCACGUUUCUCUUCUUCCUUUCUUUUUUUUGCGUCUUUUUUUUUCCGCUUGUUGCUGGCUUUGAGCCCGUUCGUCGCUUGUUCUUGUGUUUUGAAUUGUAACUCGAAGCUGAUGUCUUGUGCUGUUAUUGUCGGUUUGCUCGUGGAUUGCUCCCUUGCGUUCGCGGAUCAGCUCUCGCGCUCACAUGGUGUUAUCGCUCUUUCUCUUCAUCCCUCUCCUUUCACAUCCACUUUUUUUUGUCGUUGCUGCUUGCUGUUGUUAUUGUUCUUCGUUGCAUAAAUGUCCGUGAUGGGCGUUUCUA
Molecule: messenger RNA, 2082 nt
Organism: Capsaspora owczarzaki ATCC 30864
Lineage: Eukaryota; Filasterea; Ministeriida; Capsasporidae
Exons: 1
Coding region: 119-1624 (501 amino acids)
Biological process (GO): regulation of DNA-templated transcription
Molecular function (GO): DNA binding; zinc ion binding
Source: RefSeq, a predicted model, not a curated record